AUGUUAGUUGGCUUCGUUGUCCCAGAUGAGUGUGCAGGAAUUUUCUCUUUCAAGCCUGAAAUGACUGACUUGGUAAUCUGCAUUCAUUUCAAGAAGUUAAUGAUCAAGCACCGAGUGAAUAACUUCAUUCCAGACAAUUUCCAACUUUAUCCGAAUUUAAAAGUUGAAACUUUCAAAAUGACUUAUAUGGAAGCCGAAGCAGUCGCAUCCCUCUAUAGAGGUAUCACCAAGGCGUCCCUUGAAAACGCAGUCGAUACCAUGUGGCUGAAUAUCCUGAACAUGUACUUCCACCCGAAGGAUGCUUUUGUGCUCCACCCCCAGAUACCACUCUCGGCAGCCAGUAGCAGGCGGGGGAAUAUUGCAGUUGCCCGUGUGAAUAAUGCGGGUCAUCAAGAGCUUGUUAUUCUCUGUGAGAGCAAGCGUGCCGAGUUCGAGGGGCAGAACGCCCAGUGGAAGGGGGCCAUCGAGCAACUGACUUCCUAUCUCAAUAUUGUCCGUUCUGGAUUUAAACCUGACAUGGAGCGUACUCUGUAUGGGAUAGUCGGAAUCGGCCGUUACUGUCGAAUCUACCAGCUUGGUGGGAACCAAGGGGAGGAACUAGAGGACUUUCCUCUCACAGAUGGGAAGCUCAUGCAUAUAAAAAACGACCAGGAAGAGAUCCACAAGGCGCUGGAGGAACUCGUGGAAAGGAUAUCUUUGUUUUCAUCCACUUAA
Messenger RNA from Histoplasma capsulatum G186AR, 714 nucleotides. RefSeq lists its product as uncharacterized. Lineage: Eukaryota; Fungi; Ascomycota; Eurotiomycetes; Onygenales; Ajellomycetaceae. The transcript is spliced from 4 exons. The record is from RefSeq and is a predicted model, not a curated record. The coding region runs from base 1 to 714 and encodes 237 amino acids.